CAUCUAGGCAUCAUGAGGGGAGCAACACUUUACGAACAGUUGUGGUUAAUCACAAUACUGAUAAUUUGUAUUCUACAAGCGUUCGAUUGUGGUAAGCCUGUAGGGUGUAGCAGUUGUACAAAAAAGAAGAACAGUCGUGGUAAAUUGUUGAAUCUUGGUACAGGACGGGUAACGUUUUCCGCGAUAAUGGAUUCCAAUGCUGAUGCUAUUCACCGAGAGCCAAAAGAGAAUUUGGCGAAGGUUUGGAAGAGCAUUGAUCGAGAUGUAAGGACCGAUGAAGACGUCAUUCAGAAAGGGAGAGAAUUCAUUGCAUAUGUCAAAGAUAGGUUCGAUGUCGAUAUGACUAUAAUAACUGAUGAACAGUUGCAGCUUGGUUUAUAUGUACACUUUGGGAAUUUGACGUUCAUGGGGUUCGUUAUUGAUUUUGACCUUCGAGUCGUUACAGAAACAACACCACUACAACACGUCACCCAUUACCGGAACACAAAAUACAUAUCAACUGGAUAUGUUAUUGUUGCAAACAAGAAUACAAUACUCGAAGGUGGUAAAUAUACAGGAUUCAUGGCGAAGAAUUCGGCAAUAUAUACAGAAACAGCUAUGAUAGACAGUAAUGAAUGCGAUUUUGAGGAAGAGCCCCACAUUCUCAUAACGCGCACACUCGACGCUCAUCCCGCCAAUUUCUAUGACGGCAAAUAUACUGAGGUCAAUACAUGGGAAGGAGAAGUAUGGUCUAGCAAGUACGGACACGGAUUGCAAUACGGCAUUGAUAUGCACCCAAUGUAUGUCAUGACUAUCGUGAAUGUAUUUCCUAAAUAA
Molecule: messenger RNA, 816 nt
Organism: Owenia fusiformis
Lineage: Eukaryota; Metazoa; Annelida; Polychaeta; Sabellida; Oweniidae
Source: the annotation of a GenBank genome assembly